Messenger RNA from Exophiala dermatitidis NIH/UT8656, 1215 nucleotides. RefSeq lists its product as uncharacterized. Lineage: Eukaryota; Fungi; Ascomycota; Eurotiomycetes; Chaetothyriales; Herpotrichiellaceae. The coding region runs from base 1 to 1215 and encodes 404 amino acids. The record is from RefSeq and is a predicted model, not a curated record. The transcript has a single exon.
AUGGCCUCAACCACUCCGCAGGCAAGCGGCACUCCCAAGAUCGAGACCUCGAAGCCCCCUGCCGUUGAACCCCAGCUCCAACCCCCCGCAAACUCGCCCGACCUGGUGUUGGUGCCUGCUACGCCGACUGAAGGUGUUCAAGCGGACCUUCUCAACAACGAGGAGUGGAAGGGUCCUCUGACAUUGGAGCAAUACUUGCGGCGAGAAGCCAUUUUACAAUCUGUUGAUCUGACAAAAGAUGGGCGAAUUACAGGCUGGAUUCUGACCUCUACAAGUCUGCCCGCCAAUGAAGACGGAACCCGACCUAUAUUUGCCUCUUGCGAGACAUACCCGAAACAUGGUUACGUGGCCAAAGAUGGCAAGGUUGACAAGGUCCAGGCACAUGGGAUCGGCUCUGUGUUCACACGCCCGGAAUAUCGUGGGAAAGGCUAUGCAGGAAGGAUGAUGGCAGACUUGGGGAAGAGACUGGAGACCUGGCAACAGGUGGAUGGACAGAUCAACCCAUUUUCUGUGCUGUACAGCGACAUCGGACGCAACUUCUAUGCACAACAUGGCUGGAAAGCCUACCCCAGCACACAUAUUCACUUCGCUCCCCUGCCCCCAGCGGAGUACGAGGCCGCUCGAGGCUCCCUUCCCGCAGUUGAAGACCUGUCAGCGGCAGAAUUGAAGCAGAUUCCAACGAUCGACUACCUGGAACAACGUCUGCAGCAGUUGUCAGGAUCCAGAACCGGCACUGUCCAUGUUGCCGUCCGUCCCGAUUCAGAACAUUUCCAGUGGCAUUUUGCUCGAGAAGAAUACUAUCACGAGGUACUUGGGAAAGCAGAACCUAAAAUCAAAGGUGCCAUACAUCGGGACACGGGUCUGGGGUUGGUCUGGCUUCGCAAGUAUGCAGCCGACCCGAAGGAGUGGAGGCUCUACAUCCUCCACACCGUGCUACCUCCUUCUGUUGAAAACUCACCAGAUACCCAGGCCGUAAUGGCAGCACUUCUGGCGAGGGCGCAACGUGAGGCGCAUGAGUGGGACCUACCUGUCGGCGUUGAAGUCUGGAAUCCUUCUGAUCUGGUAAUUGCUGCGGCCAAAAAGCUGAAGAGGGAAGAACAUGAAGAAGUCAAGAUUGUUACCCGAGACAUGGAUCAUAUCUGCAGUCUACGGUGGGCUGCGGGUGGAAAUGAGGAGGUUGUCUGGGUUGCGAAUGAGCAAUAUGCCUGGUGUUGA